AUGACGAGAUGGAAACAAGGGACAGGUCGCGCGCUUGCUGGACUGGUGAUCACCCGCCGAGCUGAGGCAAAGAGAGGGCGAAGCAACUUGGACCAAACCACAUCGGGGACGUGCACCAAGAAUCUUGGUGAACGAACGGGUAGCAAGAGAGGCCGAAACAAGUCCCUUUUGCACGACGGUCAAGCCUGCACACAGCAGCAGCGAGAGCCGCUAUGUGACAGACACACCCGUUGCAUUCGGCGUGUUCAGAGGUAUACAGUGCAUAGUAAAAAAAGUAACUUGGUGGUGGUCGUGGUGGUUGUUGUGACGCCGCUUGGACCAACUAGCGUCUGUGUAGGUUUAGACCUGAGUUUAGUAAGCGUUGCGAUCCAAGUGGAACGCGAGACCGUGGCUGAGUUUACUCCUGGCCAAAAGGCUGGCCCCGGCAAAGCUCCCACCUGCCGUUGCGAUGCUGUUUUGCUGCCGCUGGCUGGAAGGCAAGUGACGUCAACUGCGUCUGCUAACUUAGCCGGGGGGUGGGGCGGAGUCAACGUUCGCUGCUCCUUCUCUUCGUUCUACACGAGAUCCAUGAUCGGGGUCGUCGUCCCGGGACAAUCCAUCGCUGCUGAGACCUCCCUAACUAGCUAG
Molecule: messenger RNA, 627 nt
Organism: Peronospora matthiolae
Lineage: Eukaryota; Oomycota; Peronosporomycetes; Peronosporales; Peronosporaceae
Source: the annotation of a GenBank genome assembly